CGGCCUGGGCUGGAACUUCGAUCACGUGACAGAUUAAAUAUUUUUGAUUGGCCAUAUUGGCCACAUGAACGCGUCAUGUUUAUUAGUUCCGUUUCCUCGGUUUUUUCGGUCUCAAAGGUAUUUUUCUUUUCUUUUAUUCUUAUUUCUGACUUACAUUCUGCUUACACUUUGUUUCUUACUACUCUAUUUCAUUAUUUUUAGGUCCUUUAGUCCUUCCGGUUCUGCAAUUAAGGUUCAGUUGUUUUUCACUUUACGUUUCGUUUCUUACUACUCAUUUUUUAUUUUUUUUUAUUUUGUUUCAUAAUUCGGUUUUCAAUAAUUUUAUUUCAUUGUUUUUUUAGAUAUUUUAGUUCUUUCAGUUCUACAAUUAAUAAGGGUAUGUUUUUUUAUUUUUUUAUUUAUUUUUUUAAUUUCGUUUCUAUCUUAUAUUUCGAUUCUUACUAACUUUAAUUUUUU
Molecule: messenger RNA, 456 nt
Organism: Rhizophagus irregularis DAOM 181602=DAOM 197198
Lineage: Eukaryota; Fungi; Glomeromycota; Glomeromycetes; Glomerales; Glomeraceae
Source: RefSeq, a predicted model, not a curated record